This is a messenger RNA of Microcebus murinus (gray mouse lemur), 1780 nucleotides long. It is a transcript of the gene LTA, whose product is annotated as lymphotoxin alpha. Gene Ontology annotation, cellular component: membrane. The record is from RefSeq and is a predicted model, not a curated record. NCBI's taxonomy places the organism in Eukaryota, Metazoa, Chordata, Mammalia, Primates, Cheirogaleidae. Gene Ontology annotation, molecular function: tumor necrosis factor receptor binding. Gene Ontology annotation, biological process: immune response; positive regulation of canonical NF-kappaB signal transduction; positive regulation of extrinsic apoptotic signaling pathway.
UAUAGUUUUUUCACCAGGACAAUAUGCAUACACCAGGAUGUCCAGGCAAUGAGGUAUAUAAAGGAACUUCUUGACAUGAAAUCUGCCAGAUGAGCUGGAAAGUACACACACUAGGCCAAGAACAAGUGUGACUUGAGUUGUCUGGGACAGGGACAGGAAGGAGUACAAAAGAAGGAAACAGGCAAAGAGCGAAGCCCAUAGUUGGCCGAGGGUGCAGAAGUGUCAUAUAUGACCGCUCUUCAGGGACCCCAGGCUCCAGCCCACACCCCAGCCGCUCACUCAGCCGCCUCCUCCCCGAAUUGGCUAUUAUUUCUCUGGAACACCUAAGCCUGACCCCACUCCCUGGCCCUCCCAGCCCACGGUUCCUCUGACCCCGCUCCCUUUCCCAGAACUCAGUCACCUGAGCCCCCAGCCUGUGGUUCCCUCCUAGGCCUCAGCCUUUCCUGCCUUCAUCUGAACUGGCACCAUCUUCUAAGCCCUGGGGGCUUCCCCGGGCCCCAGCCCCGACCUAGAACCCGCCCGCUGCCUGCCGCUGCCGCUGCCGCUGCCGCUUCCUCUAUAAAGGGACCCAGGCGUCCGGGCCCAGAGGCCCCGCACAGCAGGUUCACUCCCCAUGACACCACCUGGACGUCUCUACCUCCCGAGGGUGCAUGGCACCCCCCUCCACCUCCUCCUUCUGGUUCUGCUGCUGGCCCUGCUGCCUGCGACCCAGGAGCUCCCUGGUGUUGGCCUCGCACCUCCAGCUGCCCAGACUGCCCAUCAGCACCCCCAGAAGCACUUCACCCACAGCACCCUCAAACCUGCUGCUCACCUCAUUGGAGACCCCAGCAAGCAAGACUCACUACGCUGGAGAGCAAACACGGACCGCGCCUUCCUGCAGCAUGGCUUCUCUCUGAGCAACAACUCCCUCCUGGUCCCUGCCAGUGGUAUCUACUUCGUCUACUCCCAGGUGGUCUUCUCAGGGCAAGCCUGCCCCCCUGAGGCCACCCCCACCCCUCUCUACCUGGCCCAUGAAGUCCAGCUCUUCUCCUCCCAGUACCCCUUCCACGUGCCUCUCCUCAGCGCCCAGAAGACCGUGUGCCCAGGGCCGCAGGGACCUUGGCUGCACUCCAUGUACCACGGGGCGGCGUUCCUGCUCACCCAGGGAGACCAGCUGUCCACUCACACAGACGGCAUCCCCCACCUACUCCUCAGUCCUAGUAGCGUCUUCUUUGGAGCCUUUGCUUUGUAGAACUUGGAAAAAUCCAGAAAGAAAAAAUAUUUGGUUUCAAGGCCUUCUCCUGGUUUCGCCUCCACUCUGACUGUUUCAGGUCACCGCACCUCUCUUUUGACCAGUCCAACAGUCUCAAGUCUCCCCACUCAAGCCACCUGGAGCUUCCAAAGAAGGAAUUCUAGGCACCCCAGGGAGCUGCACCUCUCUGAGCCACCCCCGAUGUUCAGCUGAGGAUUUCGAGCCCACCUAGAAAUUCCCAGCCCAGACUGUGUCCCGCCGGUGAGGCGGGGCCUGGCCCGGACACGGACACGGAGGGGGAGCAGCCCAUGGGGCAGCUUGGGGGCUAUUUAUGACGGGAAACUAAAUUAUUUAUUUAUGGAGAAUGGAGAGAGGGGAAUAAUAGAAGGACAUCAAAAGAGAGAGAGAAACAGGCCCGAGAGAUGAAGAGGAGAGGGCAGCGCACAAGGCUGACCGAGAGGGGAAGCAGGAGUGAGGGCCCGCCGGGCUUGGAGGCCCGAACGCCAGCCGCGUGGCCAGACACCCCACACGGAGGCAUCCGCACCUCGA